This is a messenger RNA of Alternaria arborescens, 2208 nucleotides long. RefSeq lists its product as hypothetical. The transcript has a single exon. Lineage: Eukaryota; Fungi; Ascomycota; Dothideomycetes; Pleosporales; Pleosporaceae. Bases 1 to 2208 code for a protein of 735 amino acids. Gene Ontology annotation, cellular component: nucleus. Gene Ontology annotation, molecular function: protein heterodimerization activity; histone binding. The record is from RefSeq and is a predicted model, not a curated record.
AUGGAAUCGCCGACGAAGCGCAUGCGCAUACUCCAAUCAGCCGAGAUCGACGAAGAGAAUGACGAAUACAUCGAGGCAAAGCGGAAACAACAGCAAAAAUUCAAAAGCCGGCUCGAGUCGAUAUUCGAGAAGUUCGGAAAUAUGAACGAGUCACAGAGCGACAUAAUCGACUUUAAUACGAACCAGGUGGUGGUCGACAGAGGACAUUUGCGAAGAAUAGACCGUCGACUUAAUGGGAAAGGAAAAGGGUUGUUGGAUACGUUCCUAUCGACUGGGGACAGCCUGGGAGAUUCGGAGGAAGGAGAAGCAAACGAAGGCGACUCGGAAGAUGAAUUGGCACUCCCGCAAUCGGUAAAGUCCAAGACUACUGUACCACCAGAGCAAGACAUGAGCAACCGGCAACUGGAACCUGCCUUAACAAGCGCGCAACAACCUACGUCACCCCCAUCGGACGUUUCAGCAAGAUCCGUGCUACAGACUGGUGUACCGCAAACACCAAAUGCGCCAAACCCUGUCCCAAAUGUCCUACCAUAUCUACAUUUUCCACAGACGCCUGCUGGUCAAGAGGCGCAGAGUGCCUUCGUCAACUGGAUGCACUCCAUGGCGAAACUUCAGAAUGAUCCAAACACCCCAGUAGUCCUUGCAAAUGUGGCCCCCACGCCGACUACGCCUACAACAACAGGUGACAAAGUGGCGCCUCCUACAGAUCCGAAAUGGUUCUAUCCACCUUUGUCUGCACAACCGUGCUCAUGUCCAACCGCUCAGUCGAGCCCCCUCCCGAGCCACAGCGUAGCGCCUACAGAGAAGGCGGCCGAUGAACAACACGCAGACAUUAUAUCGAUAGAUGUAGGCGAAGAAAGACCUUUGGUGACAUUAUACACAAGGCCAGACGAAAGCUCGCCUACGAAGCCCAAGAGAAACAGUCCACGGGUCGGGAUCCAGAGACGUGGUCCCGGCCCGCCAACGAAAUACCACUUCACUAGUGAAGAUGAUAUAUACAUCAGCAAGCGGAAGACAAUAGAUGGUGCCUCAUGGGCAGUAAUCUGGGGAGGCAGAGAGAAAUGGAAGCGGUGGCCGAUCAGCGCACUUCGCAAUCGUUGGACUUUGAUAAAGAAUCAAGAUCUACACUUGCAAGGCGCUUCUGUAGCUUCCACAAGCGAUUCUGCCAAUGGAGGCGAUCAUAUCUCCACGGAAGAAGUUCCCGCCGUCUCGAAGCCACCGCACCACCUACCGACGCCAAUUUCUUCCGAGCAUGAAGAUUGCCAUCAGGAUCUCGUAGUUUCGAUGGAAGAAAACAAGCAGGACAGGUUGUCGUCCAUUUCGCACUACGACGACGACGAGCUGGAUCUGUUAUCCCUGGCCGGAUCCGAUCCAGACGAAGACCAUCUCCCUCCUGGCGGUGACGACACAACCGCAGUUGUAGUUGCAUCGCAAGAUGUAAUACUCCCAUCCAUCGAGACAAGAGAUCUUGUCGAUGAAGAAGACACCAUGCUAGAAGAGGACUUGCCUUCGACUCCGCAGACGCAGGAUUUCAAUAUGACACCCACACGAGCAUCUGUAGACCUGCUAACACAAGACACCGUCAUGACACCUACCCGCGCGUCUUCAGCCACAGUAAAGACCGAACCAUUAUCUUCGCCGACAACGCUUGUCAAGCGAAAACGAUCUCCACUUUUCGCUAAGAUGAUACCCGACUCUCAAGACAACAAAGAUGGUGCGCAAGAGGACUCAAGCAAUGUAACAGUCGCAUCACAGGAAUCCGCCGAACCCGUGAGCACAACUCUCCGCUACCCGUCCAACCAACAAAGCACGCACACCGCACUCAUCAGCAGUAGAGAUGCUUCCCUUGACCUCACCGGCCAUGACGAACUCCUUCCCUCUCCUGCCGACCCAGCAACCCCAUCUCUCAAACGCAAACACGACGCGAUCACAACGCCGAUGCUCUUCCGGACGCCCAAACCCCGCGAUGUGGACGGCAAUAGCGAAACGGGCGCAACCAAGUCCACGUCUAAAGCUCACCGGAAAUCCUUUCUCAAACAGGUCAAGAGGGAGUGGACAAGGAAGGGGACGCCUGCGAAGGAGAAUGUUGUAGGGAAAAGCGCAGGGAGGAGGAGUCUAGGUGGUGCGCUGGGGAAUCUGGAUGCGAGGAAACGGAAGUGGAUGGAUGAUGAGGAUGAUGGGAGUGAGGAUGAACUUACUAUACGUUAG